Molecule: messenger RNA, 1572 nt
Organism: Lachancea sp. 'fantastica'
Lineage: Eukaryota; Fungi; Ascomycota; Saccharomycetes; Saccharomycetales; Saccharomycetaceae
Source: the annotation of a GenBank genome assembly
AUGUUGUCCAAGACGAAUUGGAUAGUGCAAAAAUUCGGUGGAACCAGUGUGGGUAAGUUUCCAGAACAGAUUGUGGAUGAAAUCAUCAAGGUAUUCACAACUCAGCUCCACAAUGAUGUGGCAGUUGUGUGUUCUGCGCGCUCAAGUGACACCAAGGCUGAGGGUACCACGUCCAGGCUUCUGAGAGCCUGUGAUAUGGUAUGCAAUAAUGAGGAAGACUUUUCCGAAGUUGUGCGCAAAGUAAGAGAGGACCAUGUUGAAAACGCCAGAAAGCUCAUUCACGACCCAAAGCUGCAAGAGAAACUUAUAAACGAUACCGUUGCGGAAUUGGAAACCGUUGAAAAAUACUUGAACGCAUCAUUGGUUUUGAACGAGGUUUCCUCGAGAACCAUGGACCUUGUCAUGUCGUGUGGCGAAAAGCUCAGCUGUCUUUUCAUGUCUGCGCUUUGUAACGAUCAUGGUGUGCCCUCUGUGUACGUUGACUUAUCGUCAAUAAUCCCCCAGAACUACGAGUGUCCAGAAGGUACUCUAGACACAAGUUUCUACACAUUUUUGGUGGGUGCUUUCAAAGAUCGUCUGAGACCAGUGCUGGAAUUGCAAGCCCAGGGAAAGCCGGUGGUUCCUGUAAUCACGGGAUUCUUUGGUCUUGUGCCUAUGGGACUUCUGAACGGUGUUGGACGCGGUUACACAGAUUUGUGCGCUGCGUUGAUUGCCGUCGCUUUGAAUGCCGAUGAACUACAGGUUUGGAAGGAGGUCGAUGGUAUUUUCACUGCUGACCCCCGUAAAGUUCCUCAGGCUAGACUUCUCAGCAGCGUCACACCCGAGGAAGCAUCGGAACUUACAUAUUAUGGUUCCGAGGUCAUCCAUCCAUUCACCAUGGAGCAAGUCAUUAGGGCCAAAAUUCCUAUCAGAAUUAAAAAUGUUCAAAACCCAAGGGGUGACGGUACCGUUAUUUAUCCCGACAACGUUGCCAAGAAAGGUGAAGCUACCCCACCACACCCACCAGUGACACUCAGUAGCUCGUUUUUCGAGCAUAAAAGACGUGGUGCAACUGCUAUCACUAGUAAAAGUGACAUUGUUGUUGUUAAUAUUCAUUCAAACAAAAAGACUCUCUCUCAUGGGUUUCUUGCCCAGAUCUUCAGCACUCUGGACAAAUACAAAUUGGUGGUCGAUUUGAUCUCAACGUCAGAGGUUCAUGUUUCUAUGGCUCUUCCAGUACCCGAUCUUGAGUCAUCAAAGGCUUUGAAGAAAGCUGUUGAUGAGUUGAAAAAGGUUGGUACUGUCGAUUUGACCAAGAAGUUGGUGAUCAUCUCACUCGUGGGUAAACAAAUGAAACAAUUUAUUGGUAUCGCUGGAACUAUGUUCACCACUUUAGCCGAACAAGGAAUCAACAUUGAGAUGAUCUCGCAAGGUGCAAACGAAAUAAACAUUUCCUGCGUCAUUGAUCAGGAAGAUGCGAUAAAAGCACUAAAGUCAAUCCAUGCCAAGCUUCUUGAUACAGAGAAUAGUGAGAGCAGCUUGGGAAAAGCGGUUAACGAGAAACUGGAACAAAUAAAAAGGCUUGAGUUGUAA